Molecule: messenger RNA, 449 nt
Organism: Rhodotorula graminis WP1
Lineage: Eukaryota; Fungi; Basidiomycota; Microbotryomycetes; Sporidiobolales; Sporidiobolaceae
Exons: 9
Biological process (GO): protein sumoylation
Cellular component (GO): septin ring; nucleus
Molecular function (GO): protein tag activity; ubiquitin-like protein ligase binding
Source: RefSeq, a predicted model, not a curated record
CAUGGUCAAGGGCGAGCCUGGUCACGGCAGCGAGGCAAAGCCCGACACGAGCAAGCACGAGCUCACGAUCCAGUUUGGCGCCAACGAGGAGAGCCUCACCAUCAAGGUCAAGGGCACCGUCCGCUUCCAGAAAGUGUACAAAGCCGUCGCAGACCACCGCGGACGACCUGUCGACAGCGUCCGGCUCACGUUUGACGGCAAGCGCAUCGACGUCAACGACACUCCUCAGGGGCUCGGCAUGGAAGAGGAAGAGACCAUCGACAUGCACACGGAGCAAACCGGCGGCGGCCGACGACUUGCAUGACCUCGCUUCGCAGAUCCCGCCUCGCCAGAUCGACCUGCGACCCUCCUUUGCCGACCGUUCCCUCUCUCCCCUCUGUGUUCUCGCCUGUUCUCCGAUGUUUCGGGCUCUGUCGCUCUCGCACCUGCAACCUACUGUGUACUGCCUC